Messenger RNA from Syngnathoides biaculeatus (alligator pipefish), 1147 nucleotides. It is a transcript of the gene mapda, whose product is annotated as adenosine deaminase-like. Bases 96 to 1142 code for a protein of 348 amino acids. The record is from RefSeq and is a predicted model, not a curated record. Gene Ontology annotation, biological process: adenosine catabolic process; inosine biosynthetic process. Gene Ontology annotation, molecular function: adenosine deaminase activity. The transcript has 10 exons. NCBI's taxonomy places the organism in Eukaryota, Metazoa, Chordata, Actinopteri, Syngnathiformes, Syngnathidae.
CGUCCUGAAAACACAGCCAGUCCCGUGACCGUCGUCACACAGAUACUCAACUCGAAACAGUUCACACAUUUUGCGACAUUUAUGUUCUUUUGACCAUGCACAAGGGCGACGAACUCUUUUAUCGAGAGCUCCCAAAAGUGGAGCUGCACGCUCACCUCAACGGCUCGGUGAGCUUUCAAACCAUGGAGAAGCUCAUCAAGCGAAAGCCACAUCUGAACAUCCAACACCACAUGACGGCCAUCGACAAAGGCCAGCGGAGAACUUUGGAAGAGUGCUUUCAGGUCUUCAAGGUCAUUCAUCAGUUGGUGGACACAGAGGAAGACAUCUUGAUGGUGGCCGCAGAUGUCAUCAAGGAGUUUGCAGCUGACGGCGUCAAAUAUUUAGAGCUGAGGAGUACACCCAGAGAGGAGAAGAAAACUGGGUUGACAAAAAAGAGCUACGUGGACACGGUCAUAAAAGCCAUCCGGCAGUGUAAAGAGGAGGAGGUGGACAUUGAUGUCAGGUUUCUCGUAGCCAUCGAUCGCAGGAAUGGGACUGAGGUUGCCAUGGAAACGGUGAAGCUGGCUGAGGACUUCAUGCAUGCCGCUGACGGGCUCGUGGUUGGACUUGACCUCAGCGGAGAUCCGACGGUGGGCCAUGGUAAAGACCUCCUUCCUGCCUUACAGAGAGCCAGGAACAGCGGACUUAAGUUAUCGCUGCACCUCUCCGAAGUUCCGUCUCAGCUGGAGGAGUCGGAGCUGCUGCUCAAUCUGCCUCCGGACCGGAUCGGCCACGGCACCUUUCUGCAUCCCGAUGUCGGCGGAUCACAGAGCCUUGUUGACAAAGUGGUGAAGAAUAACAUCCCUUUGGAGCUUUGCUUGACAUCGAACGUCAAAGGACAAACUGUGCCGUGUUACUCCCAGCAUCACUUUAAGUACUGGUACCAGAUGGGCCACCCAAGCAUCAUCUGUACUGACGAUAAAGGCGUGUUCAGUACCGACUUGUCUCAGGAAUACCAGCUGGCGGCGUCCACGUUCGGCCUGGGUCGCGAGGCCGUGUGGACCCUCUCCCGGCAAGCCAUCGACUUCAUAUUUGCGGCGGACGACGUGAAGCAGCAGCUCAAGCAAAAGUGGACUCAGUUAGAGCCCCGCGUGCUCAAAUGACACCG